Molecule: messenger RNA, 843 nt
Organism: Kickxella alabastrina
Lineage: Eukaryota; Fungi; Kickxellomycota; Kickxellomycetes; Kickxellales; Kickxellaceae
Product: mitochondrial glycoprotein
Exons: 1
Coding region: 1-843 (280 amino acids)
Biological process (GO): cytosolic ribosome assembly
Cellular component (GO): mitochondrial matrix
Source: RefSeq, a predicted model, not a curated record
AUGAUGAAAAGCGUCGCCCGUCUGCUCACAACCUCCGCAUCGCGUGGUGUUGCCCGCUCGUCUGUCCUCGCUGGCCGCAGCGUGGCCGCCUGCGCUGUUGCCUCCAGCUCGCGCAUGACCGCUGGCUCCGCUCUGUCUAUUCGCGCCCUGAGCACGUCGACGCCGAUGCGCGCCAAUGGGGCGAUCGACAGCGAUCUGGCACACACCCUGGGCGAGGAGAUUGAGUACGAGGCCAAGCAGGCUGCUGAGGAGGGCGAGCCCGAGUUCAUCCAGGCCUUCACCAACAAGACUGGGUUCAAGCUCAAGACCAAGCUCGGCGACAGCCAGGUCGUGAUGACCAAGCAGUUUGGCAACGAGACCAUUACCGUGUCGUUUGAUGUGAGCGAGAUUCUCAACAUCGACGACCCCAUUGCUGACAUUUCCGUUUACCGCGAGAAUGAGCAGGGUGACGCCGUCAAGGAGGCCGAGAAGAAGGCCGAGGACGCCCCCGAGGACUUCCCCAUCUACUUCACCGCUACGUUUGCCAAGCCCGGAGCACCAGUGCUGCACAUGGAGCUCGAGUGCGAGGAGGGCGAGAUUGGCGUCGACCACAUGAAGUUCCUGCCCGACGAGGAGUCGGCGAUUGCAAAGACCCUGGAGAAGGACUGGGUCCGCAAGCAGGUGUACUGCGGCCCCAUCUAUGGCCAGCUCAGCGACGACCUCAAGGAGAACAUUGACGAGUUCUUGGUGGAGCGCAACGUCGACACUGCGCUGACCCUGUUCAUGCAGGACUUUAUUGAGUACAAGGAGCAGGGCGAGUAUCUGCACUGGCUCAAGAACUUUAAGAGCUUCAUUGACGCCUAA